AAUACUAUUUUUUUUUAUAACAACCCUAUUAUAUUCCACUAAAUUCGUCUUCUAGUAUUGUGAACUUUAUAUGAGUGCACAUAUCAUCUUUUUCUCUCUUCUUCCUAAGUAAUUUCAAUUAUCCCAGGAGUGAGAAAAAUAUAAUAGAACAGAAGGUAUAGAGAAAAAUAAGUUAUGAAUGGUGUUACUGUCCUGGAACCAGAUUCCUCUGAAUUUGUUGAAGUUGAUCCAACUGGAAGAUAUGGAAGGUACAAUGAAAUUCUAGGCAAAGGAGCUUCAAAGACGGUUUAUAGAGCUUUCGAUGAGUAUGAAGGGAUUGAAGUGGCUUGGAAUCAGGUAAAGCUUUAUGAUUUCCUUGAAAGUCCUGAAGAUCUAGAGAGGUUGUAUUGUGAAAUUCAUCUUCUCAAGACCUUGAAACACAUCAACAUCAUGAAGUUCUACACUUCUUGGGUGGAUACUGCCAACAGGAACAUAAACUUCGUCACUGAAAUGUUCACCUCUGGUACUCUCAGACAGUAUAGGCUAAAACACAAGAGAGUUAACAUUAGGGCAAUAAAGAAUUGGUGUAGGCAGAUCUUGACAGGCCUCCACUACCUCCACAGCCAUGACCCCCCGAUAAUCCACAGAGAUCUCAAGUGUGAUAACAUUUUUGUGAAUGGGAAUCAAGGGGAAGUUAAGAUUGGUGAUCUUGGUCUGGCUGCAAUCCUCCGAAAAUCCCACGCUGCUCGGUGUGUAGGAACACCAGAGUUUAUGGCACCAGAGGUUUAUGCAGAGGAAUACAAUGAAUUAGUAGACAUAUAUUCAUUUGGAAUGUGCAUAUUGGAAAUGGUCACCUUUGAAUAUCCAUAUAGUGAAUGCACUCACCCUGCUCAGAUUUACAAGAAAGUUAUAUCCGGGAGAAAACCAGAGGCUUUGUACAAAGUUGAGGAUCUUGAAGUGCGACAAUUUGUUGACAAAUGCUUAGCUACAGUGUCCCAUAGGCUAACUGCUAAGGAGCUCCUGAGAGACCCUUUUCUCCAAAUUGAUGAUUAUAGUUCGGAUUUAACGCGGAUUAAAUAUUGCAGAGAUUUUGAUGAAGUAGGUCCUCUUUUCAGACAGCCUCUCUUAAUAAAUCGUCACAAUGGCAGCUCUUUAGUCAAUGGUUGCUCUAAUUAUCUUGGUUACAGAACCGAGAAUGACUUGGAUUACCAUCCAGUCGAGUUUAGAACGAAAGAAAUUGAUUUAUUCACUAAUCAAGAGGAUGAGCAUUUGGCACACAUUGACAUUACCAUCAAAGGGAGGAGGAAAGAAGAUGAUGGAAUCUUUUUAAGGCUCAGAAUUGGCGAUAAAGAAGGCCGUGUUCGAAACAUCUACUUCCCUUUUGACACCGAGAGUGACACUGCAUUUAGUGUUGCUACUGAAAUGGUAGCCGAGCUGGAUAUCAUUGACCAGGACGUGACUAAGAUAGCAGAUAUGAUUGACGGUGAAAUUGCUUCUUUGGUACCAGAGUGGAAGAGAGGGCUAGGCAGGGAUGAAAGUUCUCAUUACACAAGUGAAAAACUCUGCCACAAUUGUAAUUCAAAUGGUGCCUUUGUGGACUAUAUGUCAUCAAAUAAUCAAGGUUCCAAGGACCUGCAAAUUAUUCAAUGUUCUAACCAUGGAUGCGCUGCUGUACAUGGCCGGUUUGAAGAGAUCACAUACCAAUUUGAAGGGUCUGAACAAUGUGAUACCGAGGGUGCACCGGUGGUGUCAAGCCAAUCUGAUGGCAUACAUUAUGCUGAUAUUUGGGCACAACAUGAUGGACCGGAAUUAAGCUCGGAUGGAUAUUCCAGGGACUUCCACUCUGGUGAUGAACAAGAAUCAUUUGAUAAAUCAACUUUGAGAAAAGUUGAGUGUGUUACAAAUAUGGACAAUGAGAAAAGGUCCAAUGUGAGAGCUUCUCCGUCCGUUGAUCCUUCAGUAGCUCGUGCUCUUGCAGAGGAUUAUGAGAAUGAGAUAAGGCAGGAAUUAAGAUGGCUCAAGGCUAAGUAUCAAAUCCAGUUGGGGGAGCUUAGAGAUCAACAAUUAGGAGUCCCAUCAAAAUCUUCAUCUUCAACUGUUGUUUUUAACAACAAAAAAUACAGGAAGGAUAGUAGCUUCAGAUUAUCGUCAGUUUCAACACCAUCAGAGGAAGAGAAUAGUGAGCUUCUGCUAAAAUCUUUUGCUUCUGGUAAGCAUCUCACUUCAUAUUUUCCUGUCAAUGGUGAGAAGAAAUGUGUUAACCAAACGAUCCGAGAUUAUGAGUCCACUUACGGAUCUUGUAGUCCAGAGCAAAUGAUCACUGCCAAGAGUUAUUAUUCAGGGGCAUUGCUGCCACACACUCUUCAAAGGGCGACCUCUCUUCCAGUUGAUUCAAUAGAUUUCUAAAUGAGUUAUCUUUGUUAUUGUUUCACCAAGUCCACACAACACCCCCAAAUUAACUAACAUGUUUCCUUUCUCUUUUGAUGUGUAAAAUAAAGCGAUGGAUACAUGGUGUAAUGAGCAUAUAUGUAUUCUUUUAGAGCUUGUAGAAUGUCAAGACUAUCAACCCUAGUGAAAAUCAGUUCCACUUGGGGUUGAAAUGAGUUGAUGUACAUUACCCACUAACAUUACAUUAAGCAUGAGUUCCUCAAAUUUUCAAUUGGAUGCUUACAUAUA
Molecule: messenger RNA, 2655 nt
Organism: Cornus florida
Lineage: Eukaryota; Viridiplantae; Streptophyta; Magnoliopsida; Cornales; Cornaceae
Product: probable serine/threonine-protein kinase WNK9
Exons: 7
Coding region: 175-2385 (736 amino acids)
Biological process (GO): protein phosphorylation; intracellular signal transduction
Cellular component (GO): cytoplasm
Molecular function (GO): ATP binding; protein serine/threonine kinase activity
Source: RefSeq, a predicted model, not a curated record